AUGGGGAAGAAACAGGCGCAAGGACUGGGGCGCUCCCUCCGUGGCGGCGGCCGCCGGGCGGGCGAGGCGGGAUGGCGCCACACGAGCGAGCUGAGCGAGCAGGGCCGCGCCCCCCCGCCGCAGUCGGUGACGGAGCAGAGCCCGCUGGAGGCCUUCCUGGCGGCGGCGGAGCUGGCGGGCGCCGCGUUCGCCGCAGAGAAGCUGAACGCGCGCCUGGCCCCCGGCCGCGGGGCUGCGGAGGAGGAAGCCGGCCGGCCGCAGGAGGAGGAGAAGCGGGUCCUGCGCAUCCCGAGAAGGCCGCCAUGGGACGAACAAACAAGCCCUGCAGCAUUGAACCAGGCCGAAAGAGACAGCUUCCUGAGGUGGAGGAGGCAGCUUGCUUGGCUGGAGGAAGAGGAGAACCUCCUGCUGACCCCGUUCGAGCGAAAUUUGGAUUUCUGGCGUCAGCUCUGGCGGGUCCUGGAGAGAAGCGAUGUUGUGGUUCAGAUCGUGGAUGCCAGGAACCCGCUCCUGUUCAGAUGCCCAGAUCUGGAACGCUACGCCAAGGAAAUCAGCCCGGAGAAGGAGAACCUCCUCCUCCUCAACAAAGCGGACCUGCUGGGGGAGGAGCAGCGCUCGGCCUGGGCCCGGUUCUUUGAGCGGGAAGGAGCCCACGUGGUCUUCUGGUCGGCCUUGGCAGAGGGGAACCGGCUGGGGGCCAGCCCCAAGGAGCUGGAAACCGUGGAAGCGGCCAGGUUCAGCCUGAAGGAGGAGCAGAGCGCCCAGGGAGGGAGCCCCUCCGGCACCCAGCAGGAGAGCGACACAGAGGAGGAAGCUGGUGAUGUGUACGAGGACUGCGAGGAGGAGGAGGAGGAGGAGGAGGAAGCCUGGCUGACCUGCUCUGAAGAUGGGGAGCAAGAGAGCCCCCGUGUGCCUGUGGGGAGAGGCAGGGCUGAGCUCUCACAACUGGCCCCGCCCGUCAGAAACAGCAGCCGCCUGGUGCAAAGGGAGGAGCUCCUGGAGAUAUUCAGAGCCGUCCACGCUGGGAGGAGGAAGGUCAGAGAGGGAGAGCUGACCGUUGGCUUGGUGGGCUACCCCAACGUUGGGAAGAGCUCGACCAUCAACACCCUCCUUGGGAAGAAGAAGGUGUCUGUCUCCACCACGCCGGGACGCACGAAGCACUUCCAGACGCUGUUCGUGGAGCCCUCCCUUUGCCUCUGUGACUGCCCUGGCCUGGUGAUGCCCUCCUUCGUCUCCACCAAAGCCGAGAUGGUUUGCAGCGGCAUCCUGCCCAUCGACCAGCUGCGCGACCACGUGCCCCCCGUCAGCCUCAUCUGCCAACGGAUCCCUCGGCCAGUCUUGGAGGCCACCUAUGGGAUCAGCAUCCUCCGGCCACGUGAGGACGAAGACCCUGACCGGACACCCACCCCAGAGGAGCUGCUCUCGGCCCUGGGCUGCAUGAGGGGCUUCAUGACGGACCAUGGGCAGCCAGACCAGCCGCGCUCGGCCCGCCUGGUGCUGAAGGACUAUGUCAAGGGCAAGCUGCUCUACUGCCACCCGCCUCCGGGCACGGAUGCCGAGCUCUUCCAGCGGGGGCUCCAGCGGCUUCGUCCCAGCAAAGCAGCAGCAGCAGCAACACAGCGUAAUGGGGAGCAGCCGCCUGGCAGGGGCGCCAAGGCAAAGCAGGUGGAGAACCCGGUGGAUGCGGCCUUCUUCCGCCAGGAGAAUGUCCAGGCCCUGACCAGAGGCAACCGGGCCGGGCUGGGCUACCCAGCAGGGGUGGCUGCCCACUCCCCUUCUGGGCCUGGCUUGGCCGAUGGAGCCGGGAAGCCGUGGAAGAGACACGGGAACAGGAACAAGAAGCAGAAGCUGCGCCGCCUCACCAGGCACCUGGAGGCCUGAGGGGGGGGAGGGGGGAGCUCAGCGGGGGCCCUCCGAAAUAAAGGAGGUUUCUUCAUGGCGUCUCCUGGUCACUUGGGCUUCGUCGUCUCCUGAAUCAUCCCUCACGGACAGAGAUGGACACCGAUUGGCUGCCGGGGCUGGCUGGCUCUGCCCGAGGGGGGGGGGGGGGGGGGGGGAUGGUUUUUUUAUGGGGUUUUUAAUUAUUAUUAUGAGCUGGAUAUAUAAACGUCAUCAGCUGCCAGGAGUCGCCUCCGAUCUGUGAUGUAACUUGGCUAAGUAAGACAAAGGCAGCACUGAGAGCUGCCU
Pseudonaja textilis is the source of this 2187-nucleotide messenger RNA. Lineage: Eukaryota; Metazoa; Chordata; Lepidosauria; Squamata; Elapidae. The record is from RefSeq and is a predicted model, not a curated record.